Messenger RNA from Plasmodium falciparum 3D7, 3375 nucleotides. RefSeq lists its product as uncharacterized. The record is from RefSeq and is a predicted model, not a curated record. Lineage: Eukaryota; Apicomplexa; Aconoidasida; Haemosporida; Plasmodiidae.
AUGAGUUCAGCAAAAUCGUAUAAAUGGUACUUGGAAAAUGGUUGUGAAAUUGUGCCACUGAAAAGAGCCUGCAAUAGGGAUUAUGAUUAUUCACUUACCGUGUUGGAUAUUCAAGCUGAUUUUUCUGAAUUUUUAGUUGAAGAGAAUAAUAUUAUAAGUAAUGAUAAAAUAGUGAAGGCAGAUGAAAGCAUAUUUAAUAUACAGAAGAAACAAUUUCUUCAUAAAGAUAUGAAUAUUUUGGAAAGAGAAAAAUAUGUAUACGAAAUUGAUCAUUUAUGGGCUUAUAUAGAAUGGCAUUAUAACUUUGAGGAUGAAAUAAGAUUACAAAGAAAUUUAGUAAGUAACAUAAAUAAAUUAAAAAAGGUACCUAAAUUAUAUGUUUCAGCACAUAUAAUUGAAGGUGUUAUUAAUGAGAUGUCUAAAAAUGAGAAUAUUUGUAUAUUAAAAUAUACGACGUUUUCUAGUUUUUAUGAAAAAUAUAAAAACGAAUUAGAUAAUAUAAAGAUGAAAAAUAAAAACAGUAUAUAUAAUGUGUGUAAUUAUAUAUAUGAAGUUUGUGAUAUUGCAGAUAAAUCUCUUCUUUUUGCGACUAGUCCUAUAAUUAAUACUACUAUGAAAAAUGUAUUAAGUAUAACAAAAAGUGGGAAGAAGAGGGAAGAUUUUAAUGAAGAAGCAGAAAAGGAAAUUAUAACUGAAGAUGAAAUAUGGCAAAUUUAUUUAUCCAAAAAAAUAAAAUGUAUUAAUGAUCAAUGGUUAUUAAUUUGUAUUAAUCAGGAAUUAAAAAAAAUAAUAAAAGAAUCUGGUGAUCUAUAUUUUAAAAUGUUUAAUAGGUAUAUAAAGGAAUAUAAUGAUUUUAUAAAAAGUCAUGAAUAUAAUACAUCAGAAAAAAAUAAUGAUAUGAAUAAUAUGAAUAUUAAAAAUAAUAAUGUUUCAAAAAAUGAUAGUAAUAAUAUUAAUAGAAAGAGUAAUAUUUUUUUAAAAGGAACACAAAAAAAUAUAUUCGAAGUAAAUCAUAUAAAUCAUCAACUGAACAAUGAAAAGUUGAAGAAAUAUAAAGUAAAUUUAAUUUUUUCAGAAAAUAAAGAUAUUAAUUAUAUUUUAUAUAAAUUAUGUUUAAAUUUGGGUAAAUUUAAUGAUGCAGUUUUGUGUACCAAAAAUAAAACAUAUAAUAUUUUAAUGAAUGAUAUCGAUGGAACAUUGGCUAUAUGUCUUCAAUCAUUUGUUUCAAAAUAUUAUAGAAACAAUUCUAUGGAUAAUUCUGACAAUAUGGCUAGUAACAGUACAGCUAGUUGUAGUGUUAACGAUAAUUAUAAUGCAAUAAGCACAACUAAUUUUUCAGAUGACAUGGAUGAAUUGAUAAAGAAUCUUUCUAUUAUGGGUUUGUGUAAAGAGAAAAUAGUGUUAACAGAAAAGGCAACACUAUUUAAUAACAUUGAAUUGUUGUAUUCAUAUUAUCUUAUAGUUCAGAACGAAGCUUUAGACAAUGAUGAUGCAAAAAGUGGAUUAAAUAUACAAAAUAAUGUAGAUAAUAAUGAAAACAAUUACGAUAAUAAUGAAAACAAUUAUGAUAAUAAUGAAAACCAUUAUGAUAAUAAUGAUGAUGGGAUUAUAUACUUUAGUAAGAAAGCUCUUUUUGAAAAUUUACAAUUUUCAAAUGAAGAAAUUAGUAGUUAUUUAUUACAUUUACAAAAAUACAGUACGAAUAAUUUAAUAUAUAUAGAAAAUAAAGGAUUUAGAUAUAUCAAGAGUGAAAUUAUUUACGAAUUCAUAGUUAAACUUAUUGAAUUAAUUAGUAUUAAUGAUGAACUGUAUGAAAAUCAAUAUGUUCAAAGAAGUCAUAUGGAAAAUUGUGCUUUUAGUAAAUAUCAAGAAGAUUUAUAUAAAAAUGUAAGGAAAAGGUAUGGAAUAAGCUUUACAAAUUUGAUGAGUAUAAUUUAUGAAAAUAUGCAUGAAUUUGAAUUUUUAAAUAAAAAUAAAAUACCUAUAGAAAAAUAUGUUAUUUUACAAUUGUGUUGGAAAUGUUGUGAUAUUGAAAAUAAUCAUUUUGAAUAUUUUAAUAUCUAUUAUAAUUAUUAUUUCUUUUAUGAAUAUUUAAAUAAAUCAUCUAAUGAAUUAUCAUUUGAGAACAUAUUUGAAGAAUAUCUAGAAUUUUUAAAGAAUGAUAUAUAUAUUGAUGAAACUAUUAUAUAUUUUAAUUUGUUUAAAUUACAUAAUAUUAUGUCUCUGAAUAUAUUAAGGUCUAGUGGUCAGGUUGUUAUUCAUUCUGAUAAAUUAUUUACAUUUGAUAUGGACAUAUUUACGUAUAUCAAAUAUAUAGAUGACAAUUUUAAAAAUUUUAAUUCUUCCUUAAUGGAUAAGAUUAUACAAACGUUUAUAAAGAGUUAUCAAUUUUUUCUGGACUUUGGUUAUGAUAAAAAUGGAACGAAUGAAAAAAAUAAUAUGCAUAAUAAUAACAAUAAUAAUAAUAAUAAUAAUAAUAGUAAUAAUAAUAAUAAUAAUAAUAAUAAUAAUAAUAAUAAUAAUAAUAAUAAUAAUAAUAAUAAUGGUGAUGGAUCCUUAAUUGACAAUGAACUUAUUAAUACUGACAUAUAUAAAGAUCGAGUAUUAUUUAGAAAUAAUAUCCUUUUGAAUGUAAAUAAUAUAAAUCAUAUAUGUAAUGAUAAUUACAUGUUUGAAUAUUUUAUUGUAGUAAAAUAUUAUUAUAGUGAUAAUAGUUUUGCACUAUUAGAAAAAAAACUAAAAAAAUUUAUUAAAACAACAGAAGAUGAAUUUAUGCAAACAUAUGAAAAUUCAACAGAUAAAUAUGACAUGCAUACAAAAUUUAAAUCUAAUUGGGAUAAUAUAAAAAGUAAUUACUGUUUAAAUUAUAAAAUCUUCAAAUAUCAAACAACUUCUUUUCCUCAUAUAAGGCUAAAUAAUAAUUACAAUGAUUUAUUAAAUUUGGUAUAUACUCCUUUAUCUUUACAUUGCUCAAUAUUUCGUGAAAAUGUUAUAUAUAAUAAAAAAAGAAAUACAUUCCAGUUAAUCCCAUCCUUUUUGUUAAAAAAUAAUUUAAGAAGUUGCUUGACGGCAUUGUUUACAUUUAAAAAUUCUUAUUACGCUCAAGAAUUUUAUCCAUUCUUAAAUCCAUUAUUGAAUAACAAGGAUUUGAUUGGUACUAUAGCUGUACCUCCCUUAAGACACUGUAGGACUAUGUUGGUUGAAAAGGAAAACGAAAACAAUGUUGAAUUUAUAGAAACGAAAAAUAUUGUCUUAUCAACAUUAAAUAAUGAUAUAAAGAAUUAUAAAAUGGGUACAGAAAAUAAUAACAAAAUUGUUGAAAAGUUGUGCAAAUUGUACAAUUGCAAUUUGCCAGUUAAUAAUUUUUCUACAUAA